UACACCUGUUGGCUGCGGACCAUUUGUUUGAGGGGAUUUUCAUCUCUCUCGGAAUUGCGAUUCGGCGUUUGCCUUUAGCUUCAAUUUUGUCUCCGAGGCUUCUGAUUUGACCGAUCGCAGUUUCUGAGUGUGAAAAAUUAGGGUUUCGAGUCUUGUGGCGGUUUCCCCCUUUUGUUUCAGGAUUGUAUUAAAAGAAUUUGCAAUGGAAAACCCUAACGAACAAGGAUCUGUUGAUGAUCGCAAGAUCUAUGUGUCCGAUGCAGUGGAGGAAUACGGCGGUGAGGAUCUUGAGAAUUCACCGUCCGUUGAAUCCGCUGUUAUUGGAUCUGGUGGGAGUUCUAGCGUUUCUCCGGCGAACGGUGGUUCUGAUGGUGAGAUUGGUCUCACGGAGCGAUUAACCGAUAUUCUGGUAGAAGACGGGGAUGGAGAUCUGUUGCUUCAGCGUAGCAAUCGAGAAACUAGGGUUUUGCAGUGGUUGCAGGCUCUGGAUUUGCAAGUCAUGGGGGCGUGUCGUGCUGAUGAGAGACUGAAGCCUUUGUUGAAACUGAAUGUCUCUAAUGGUGUUGCUGAAGAUCGCCUUUUAGAUCAUCUAAUUCAGCACUUCGAUGCGGCAGAAGUUGGUAAACUAGCAAGGUGCUUGUGUAUUCCUCUGGUUUCAAUUCGCGUUGGAAAGAUCAUUAAGCAAGGGACCCUCCUGUGCCCAACUGCUACAAGGGGGAACCUAAGUCUCACACUUCUGCCGACAUCUGAAAUGCGCAUUGCAUUCAUUGGGGAUGAUGGUUACACAGAGAGGCUGUCUACCUUAAGUAGUAUUUCCCAGUGCUCUGCUGUUGCAAUUGAAGAAAUACCUGCAGACAAUUCUGGAAGAUCUUUCCUCAUAAAGAUCCCAGAUUGUGAAGUUCUCUAUUUUUGGUGCUCUGAAAAGUCAAAGCUCCUGGGCAUAGAAUUGCUUGCAAAGAUGAAGGAUUUACUCAAGAGGAAGCCAUCUUUAGCUGAAUUAACUGGAAUCAGUGAGUCGCGUCUUGACUGCUUUGCAACCCACCUCCGUGCCUACCUUGUUGGGUCAUCCAUGGGCAAUGCUCGAGCAAGGCCAUCCAAUUCACCAUCCUCUUCAAUGGAUACCAUAGCUGAUCCUUCUGAACUAGGUCAAAAUGCUCAAUUUUUGCCCUCGUUGUCAAAGCCUUCACGGUCUCGACACAACAGCAGUCAAGCAGUUAAACCAAAUUCACUCUAUCAAUGUAGCCUGAGUCCAAGGCCAAGUUCCUUUAAAGAGGGCCUGCCUAGGAACUUAUCAUCCUUGAGAAAUGCUGCCAGAGAGAAGUUUAAACGGCGUAGUGAAAGCCAUUUUUCAGCUGUUGACAAUCUGCCUAUUGCCUCAUGUAUCACUAUGGAUGCACCAAGUUCAAAUUCUACUGAAAAGGACAAGCUUCCGGAAGUUGUUGGAACAUACCCAUUCUCUGAGUCAGAUUUUCUGGAAUCACUGGGUAAAUCUGCUGCUGCACCCUUAAUAAGCCCAUCAUCUCAAAUCCCUUCAUCUCUCUUGGCACCCUAUUAUUGUUGGUGUCCCCCACGGGCAUCUUCUUUGCAAUACACAGUAGCCCCUUCACAGCUGCCUAUCAUACCUGCUGAAUCUUUAUCUUUACCCCCACUUUCUUCUUUGUUACCAGCCAGUAGGUCAUCCAAUUUGUUGACACCAACUCCAUCUCUCAAUGUCUCAGGCGUUCCCUCAGUAGACUUCCCAGCUUUCUUGCCUGACCCAUUGGUUCGAUUGCCUUUCUCUAUGGCAAGUUCUCAACAGAUUGCAACUUUCACUCCUUUAAUGUGUGAUCCUAUCGUCCACAUUCCUGUUAUAGAUGUGUGCUCCUCAGGUCAAGGGUACCUGGUUAGUGCGGGUCCCACCAUAUCAACCACCAUUCCUCCCUUGCACCCAAAACUUGUGAACCCAUUGAUCCCAGAAACUGAGUCUGCAGUAGAAAAAGGUGCAAGAGAGACUUUGCGGCUGCUCAUCAAUAGUUCAAGCCAGAAUAAUCCACAGUUGAUGGAUGUAUUGCCAGCUGUUCUGACAAAUGCUGAUGAGAAACACAGUCUACUGGUUGUGGGAAGCCGAGGUCUCUACAAUGGAACUAGAGAUGUUGAUGCUAUUGCAAACAGCAUUGUAGGCAUGAGCUUGGUUUCACUAUCUGGGAGAUCUAUUGGAUCUAGUGUCAUGAGGAGUGGAGAUUUGGGUUCUCAGGCGGAGCAUGCUGUUGGGUCCUUUGAAUCUUGUUUGGAUGACCAGGAAGGUUCCUAUUUUCCAGAGUUGAGGGAAGAAAAAGAGUGACGGAGGGAGGAGAGAAAUCCAUUAUGUUUAGAAGACAUUACCAUAUCCUUUGUUAUUUCAUGUGGGUGUGUGUUACUUUUGUAAAUCUCUUCUUUGGGCCCUGAAAAUGUAGAUAUGUGUGGGUAGGCUUUACCCUUACUAGAGAUUGUAAUUGAUGUACAUCAAGCCAUUUGUGUGGUGGUGUUGUCAAUGCAUAUUAUUCUGGUGUUGAUUAGAAAGCUAAAGAAUUUUGGGUUAC
Messenger RNA from Vitis riparia (riverbank grape), 2558 nucleotides. RefSeq lists its product as uncharacterized. The transcript is spliced from 4 exons. Lineage: Eukaryota; Viridiplantae; Streptophyta; Magnoliopsida; Vitales; Vitaceae. The coding region runs from base 203 to 2320 and encodes 705 amino acids. The record is from RefSeq and is a predicted model, not a curated record.